AUGGCCCCCAAAGAAGAUGGGCUGCCCCCUGGCUGGGAUAAUCUCGACAGGCAGAUGGGGCAGCUCUUCAUGAUGGGCUUCGAUGGAACGUCGGCCAGUCCUGAGAUUCGCUCUCUCAUUCAAAACUAUCAUCUAGGUUCAAUCCUGUUGACCGCUAAGAACCUCAAAUCUGCAGAGGAUGCGACCAGGCUGGUUCUGGAGUUGCAGACAAUUGCUCGGGAUGCAGGUCAUCCUGUGCCGUUGCUUAUAGCUUUGGACCAAGAAAAUGGUGGGGUGAAUAGCUUGUACGACGAGAUAUAUAUUCGGCAGUUUCCAAGUGCAAUGGGUAUUACGGCUACAGGUUCAAAAGCUCUGGCUCAUGACGUCGCUUUUGCUACAGCCCAAGAGCUCAAAGCUGUUGGAGUCAAUUGGAUCCUCGGGCCCGUGCUGGACGUCUUGACGAAUGUACGAAAUCAACUUAUGGGCGUUCGCACCUGCGGCGAUGAUCCGCAAGAAGUGUCCCAGUACGGGGUGGAGUUUAUGAAAGGUUACCAGCAGGCCGGCCUGCUAACUUGCGGCAAGCACUUUCCGUCGUAUGGAAAUUUGGAAUUUUUGGGAUCUCAAACCGACGUGCCCAUUAUCACGGAAUCGUUGGAGCAGCUCAGCUUGACCGCAUUGGUUCCUUUUCGCAACGCCAUAAUGAAUGGUCUCGACGCAAUGAUGGUGGGGGGUGUUUCUAUGUCAUCCGCAGGCGUCAAUGUCAUGCAUGCCUGUCUCAGUGAGCAGGUCGUUGACGACUUGUUACGAAAGGACAUGAAAUUUGAUGGAGUUGUUGUUUCGGAAUGCUUGGAGAUGGAAGCCCUUACCCAUAAUAUUGGCGUUGGCGGGGGUACGGUGAUGGCCAAGAAUGCAGGCUGCGAUAUAAUACUGCUGUGCAGAUCGUUUCAGGUACAGCAAGAGGCUAUCAACGGAUUGAAGCUCGGUGUGGAGAACGGCAUUAUCAACCGGGCUCGGAUAGAGGAAUCGCUACAGAGGGUGUUGGCCAUGAAAGAGAAAUGUACUUCAUGGGAGCAAGCUCUUAACCCUGGAGGUCUGCCUCUGCUUACUCAAAUGCAGCCAGCACACACUAGCCUCUCAACGGGAGCUUACAGCAAUUCGAUCUCGGUUGUGCGCGAUAACAAGAACCUGCUACCGCUAACCAACGUCUUGAGCGCCGACGAGGAGCUCCUUCUUUUGACCCCCUUAGUGAAGCCUUUGCCGGCCUCUGCCGUAUCCCGCUCGGUGACUGAGCAAUUGGAAAUGUCGGUGGAUGCGGUAGCCUGGGAUAGGACGGCUUCCGUGCUCAGUGGCGAAAGCGUCUUUAAGGAACUGGGAAGAUCGCUCUCGCGCCAUCGGAACGGACGUGUUCUGCACACAUCAUACACAUCAAAUGGUGUACGCCCAAUUCAUGAGAGUCUUAUUGACCGCGCCAGUGCCGUCAUUGUUAUCACCGCGGAUGCUGUCAGAAACAUCUAUCAACAGGGUUUCACCAAACACGUGUCUAUGAUCUGUAAGUCCCAGUUCACUCCAUCAGGCGAACCGCUAGAGAAGCCAUUGGUUGUGGUUGGGGCAAGUUCACCUUAUGACUUUGCCAUGGAUGCGAGCAUCGGAACCUACCUUUGCACAUAUGAUUUCACGGACACGGCUCUGGAAGCACUGGUCAAAGUUUUAUAUGGAGAAUUGACGCCCAAGGGCUCAUUGCCGGGCUCCUUUAAUCGGAGCCAGAAGCUCCACCAGGCAAGGCAACACUGGCUCGUGGAGAACUGGAACGAGGAGAGAGACUCUGAUGCAUUGGACGCACUAUUGAAGACGAUGAGCCCUGAGCUAUCUGGGGCAACACCCGGUAGUUUUCUACUGCGGAGAGACGACAUUGACGAGGCUCACUUUGUUGUCCGAAACAGUACGACUCGAGCCCUCUACGGCUUCUGCUCGACCUACUUCUUCCGAGCCACGGGCACGGGGGUUAUUGGAUCGCUGAUCGUCGACCCAUCACGACGGAGGCUCUCGAUUGGGAAUUCCCUCCACAACCGCGCCAUCCGAACGCUUCUGCAGCGGAAGGGGAUGAAGCGGUUCCAGCUCGGAUCUCGUCUGCCCGGGAUUUACCUGGGCAUUCCCUCCGCCAAUCCUAUUGAGAGAAAGAAACGGCGGCAGUGGUUUGCGAAUCUGGGCUGGAACACCGCCCUCUCUCGCCCCGUCUGCAGCGUUGCUCUCCGCAAUCUGCAAACCUGGUCUCCGCCCGAAGGCCUAGUGCACAGCCUUCAGAGCGCAGACGCAAAUUACGACCUUGUCCACGGCUGGGAUUACGCCGACUCGAUCAUCGACCAUGUCAAGACUAAUUCCAGACAGGGCGUAAUAGACAUAUACAAAAUUGCUUUGGGCGGGGCGCCGCAUUGCGGCAUCAUCCGGGCAAGAAGACCAAAUGACGGGGCGAUCCUCGGCAGCGUGGUUAUCUACAACGAACGAUCGAGCCUGGCGGAGCAUAUGCCCGCGAUGAAGGUCACGCAUGUGUCGACAGGGGGGAUCUCGUCCCCAGUGAUUUGGCCUUCGGUCGGGGAAUACGCAACUCUUUUGCAGGGGUUGAUCCUAUUAGGCAUCAAGCAGAUACGCAAACAGGGCGCAGACGCUGUUAUUAUCGAUUGUGUGGAUGCAGACAGUAACUUUGACUGGUUGACGGAGAUUGGAUUCAGCACGCUGCAUAGCUUCGAGGAAGUCAAUUGCGAUGCGGCGACAUGGACGAUGGUACCAGCUUCUUGA
Messenger RNA from Aspergillus mulundensis, 2772 nucleotides. Its product is annotated as putative beta-N-acetylglucosaminidase. Bases 1 to 2772 code for a protein of 923 amino acids. Gene Ontology annotation, biological process: carbohydrate metabolic process; peptidoglycan turnover. Lineage: Eukaryota; Fungi; Ascomycota; Eurotiomycetes; Eurotiales; Aspergillaceae. The transcript has 4 exons. The record is from RefSeq and is a predicted model, not a curated record. Gene Ontology annotation, molecular function: acyltransferase activity, transferring groups other than amino-acyl groups; hydrolase activity, hydrolyzing O-glycosyl compounds.